This is a messenger RNA of Pipra filicauda (Wire-tailed manakin), 1092 nucleotides long. It is a transcript of the gene COMMD4, whose product is annotated as COMM domain containing 4. The transcript is spliced from 9 exons. Bases 480 to 944 code for a protein of 154 amino acids. Lineage: Eukaryota; Metazoa; Chordata; Aves; Passeriformes; Pipridae. The record is from RefSeq and is a predicted model, not a curated record.
AAAACCGACGAAUGCGAAGAUCCAAAGUUCAAAACGUCCUCUACUGCUCUCAAAGAAAUCGUGCCAGAAAUCAGAAAGACUUCGCUGACCGUCCCUUCCAUUUGCAGGCUUGUAUUUGCACAACAAUCAAGUGGCAGCUGGUUUUCCUUGCAGCCUGAAAACUGCACACAGUUUCCAUCUCCGCUAUACGUAGGAUUGUGCACUUUUCGGUCUCGUGGGAGUUUGAAAGAAUCCAGCAACAAAAAAUGCAAACCUCUGGCAAAAAUAACUCUCGGAAAAGCGCCAGAUGAGAAAGCUGCUGCUGGCUCCACCUUCAGCUGCAUCCAUUGAACUGCACCACAGCCCCGCGGUUCCGCUUCUGCGGGGACCUGGACUGCCCCGACUGGGUGCUGGCCGAGAUCAGCACCCUGGCUAAAAUCUCCUCGGUGAAGCUGAAGCUGAUCUGUGCCCAGGUGCUGCGGGACCUCCUGGGGGAGCCCAUGGAGUAUGAGAAGAUCCUGAAGCUGACCUCGGACGCAAAGUUAGAGUCAGGGGACGUGAAGGCGACCAUCGCUGUCCUUGGCUUCAUUCUCUCCAGUGCAGCCAAGCACAAUGUAGACAGCGAGUCCCUGUCAAGUGAGCUGCAGCAGCUGGGGCUGCCCAAAGAGCAUGCCAGCGGCUUGUGUCGUUCCUACGAGGAGAAGCAGAGCUCUCUCCAGGACAGCCUCAGGGCCUGUAGCCUGCGAUUGAGCCAGCUGGGCUUGGUGCGCUGGCGGGUGGAUUACACCCUCAGCUCCAGCGAGCUGCAGGAGGUCAACGAGCCCCUGGUGCAUUUGACGUUCAACGUGCAGAACAGGGAGUGCGGGAGAACGACGGCUGUCUCUGUGACUCUCUCGGCUGACAAGUUCCGAGUGCUGCUGGCAGAGCUGAAGCAAGCCCAGACCCUGAUGAACACCCUUCUCUGAGGAGCCAGCCUCCCAUGGGGGGAGUCACGGACACCGAGUUGCUGGGUCGGAUCUGGUGCUUCUGGCUGGGAAGGGGAACAUUUCCCUGCUCUCCUGGCUUCCGGGGACCCUCGGGGUAGCUUCAAUAAAGUCCCGGUGACAAAGCCGA